Messenger RNA from Acanthoscelides obtectus, 433 nucleotides. NCBI's taxonomy places the organism in Eukaryota, Metazoa, Arthropoda, Insecta, Coleoptera, Chrysomelidae. The record is from the annotation of a GenBank genome assembly.
AUAAACCACUAUUUCCCGCUAUGGCUUCCACACUGUGUUUGGACGAUAUUUAUUCAAAAAUAUUUGCAAUUAUCCUAUUUUCAAUAAAGGUAUGUUUAACGUAUGUUUCUUUGCAGAGGACUCAUACAGAAAAUCUGCGGACAAAAGGUAGCAGCGGUGGCCACAGUAGUAGACUGUUCGGUCUCCUGAUCAGUCACCGUGUGCUGUGCGGGUUCGAGUCCCGUCCCAGGAGAAAUUUUUCUCUUAGCUAUGGAUGUUGUGAUUGUCCGUAGGUGGUAGACGGUCUCUGACCGUCGAACGCGGAGGUACCACCCGGCGGAUCUCGUUGGUGGGGCCAGAAUAUGUGCAUGUUGCAUGCACACGUGUUCCCUCGCCAGAGUCCGUGUGGCGCUCCCCCUUUCCCCUGUAUCCCCCUAUAGCCCCACGGUACCCC